Molecule: messenger RNA, 997 nt
Organism: Sesamum indicum (sesame)
Lineage: Eukaryota; Viridiplantae; Streptophyta; Magnoliopsida; Lamiales; Pedaliaceae
Product: RING-H2 finger protein ATL33
Biological process (GO): protein ubiquitination
Source: RefSeq, a predicted model, not a curated record
UAGAUGAAGGAACAGUAAAACAGAUGUAGCAAAUAAAUAAAUUUAAAAGAGUGGUGCUGCUAUUUUCAAUUUUCAUGACAUCCUGUUUCUCAUAGGCUCCCAGUAACAGCUUCUUAGACGCGGAGUAUAACCUCAUCAUGAUAAACAUCACCGCCACCGCCAAUUCAACCGCUCCACCGCCGUAUCCGGUGGCGCGUCCCCACAGCUCCGACACGUCGCCCCUCACCGCCAUACUUUGCCUGGUUGCUCUCAUCACAAUACCGAUGAUACUCUACGCUUUCUUUGUCGCAUUAAUGAAAUGCCCUAGAAACCCCUUCCGGUGGGCCCCCGCGACGCCUAGGGCGGAGGUCAGCUGUAAGGCGGACAGAUUAGAGCUAGUUUGCGGAGUUAAAUACAGAAAAGCAGCGGAAGACGGCCGGAAAGAGGCGGCGGAAAGCAGUGACCAGUGCCCCGUGUGCUUAUCGGCGUUUGCUGAAGGAGAGGAAAUACGGCAGCUGAGCGCGUGUAAGCACGCAUUCCACGCAGCCUGUGUUGAUAUGUGGUUGUACUCUCAUUCGAAUUGCCCCGUCUGCCGGGCCGCCGUUCCGGUUCGGCGGUCGAAACGGGUUUCGAUCCAUCGGGAAGAUGAUUUUCAGCAAGGUUUACCAGAUGCUGCUAAUUUGAUUUGAUUUAUAUAUAUAUAUAUUUAAAAAAGAAAAAAAAAAUUGUUCAAAGAUAGUUGAGUGCAAGUGUGUAAAUAUUUGUAUUUGUUUUUUAGAUUUUUUUUCCCCCUAAAUGAUAAUUAAGUACGUACGGUUACCCUUUCUUUUUAGUUGGAUGGGUAAGUACUAAGUUGGGUUGUUUUGCAUAGUAAUAUAUAAUAUUAUCAGUACGAAUUCCUCCUACAUGCAAUUAGCAUUGUAUUUCAUUUCAUACUUUUAUUACAUCGUGUCUAGAUUGAUGGAUUUUAAGGUAUUUCAAAUUUCUAAUAAUAAUUUUUGUGUAUUUGUUUGGGUCA